CUCCGCCGAAGGCAGCCAACAAAAUACAAACAGAAAGAAGAAAGAAAGGCCAAUAACAGACACUUCAAGUACAGAAAAGCAAUAUGAAACCCAUCUUCUUCCUCAUCCCCGCCGUCCAAGCAGGCACCGUCAUCUGGAACGGAAUUUUCAACGAAACGUCCACCGUGGACCAACUCGACGAAUGGUCCUGGUCCAAUCAAGUCGGCGCCUAUCAAUGGUACAUCCACGGCAGCGAGAAAACAAACCACUACCUCGAGGUAUCCCCGGAUCUCAAAAAUCCAGCGUCCAAGGAUGGGAAGGGUAUUCGCAUGACAAUUGACGAAACCGCCUCCUGGAAUGGCCAAACAAUGAUGCGAACCGAGCUCAUCCCCCAGACCACAUCCGACCUGGGAUCCGGCACGCUCUUCUACCACUUCUCGCUGCAGACGCGCGAGAAGAAUCCACCAAAUGCAAAGAUUGAGCAUCAAAUUGCGUUUUUCGAGAGCCACUUCACCGAACUCCAAUUCGGCGGCAGCGAGCCCACCCUCCGCUGGAUGGCCGGCGGCAAGUCCCACUGGGAUACGGAUCUCAAGGCCGGGGUGUGGUACAACUUCGCAUACGAGAUCGACUUCUCUGGGCAGACGGUCGCGCUGUGGGCGUCAGAGGGGGCGAAGCCGUUGGCGCGCGUGGGCGACGAUGCCGUCUCCGCGGCUACGGAGACCAAUUCCCAGGAUUGGCACGUUGGGGAAUUGAGGUUGGAUAAUGGGGCUGCAGGGGGCGGGGUUGAGGAUUGGUUUUGGUCCGGGGUUUAUGUUGAGAGUGGGGAGAUAACCAAGGAGGUGUAGAUUCUCUUCUCUCUCCCUCCUCAUUUUACAAUCACCACGUGCUAUGCAGUUUCAAUUAUAUGUGUUUGAACUAUGUUAAAUUUGUUUAUUCCGUCAUAAAUUAUAGUCGUGAUGUAUUAUAAACAAUUACCGCACGCAGUACCCGCCGUCAAUGCAGAUAUCGGCGCCCGUCGUAUAGGUACUGGCAUCGCUAACCAGGUACACAUACGCACCCUUCAGCUCCUUCGCAUCAC
This is a messenger RNA of Aspergillus candidus, 1057 nucleotides long. RefSeq names its product glycoside hydrolase family 131 protein. Bases 84 to 824 code for a protein of 246 amino acids. NCBI's taxonomy places the organism in Eukaryota, Fungi, Ascomycota, Eurotiomycetes, Eurotiales, Aspergillaceae. The transcript has 4 exons. The record is from RefSeq and is a predicted model, not a curated record.